Molecule: messenger RNA, 1389 nt
Organism: Penicillium maclennaniae
Lineage: Eukaryota; Fungi; Ascomycota; Eurotiomycetes; Eurotiales; Aspergillaceae
Product: Aromatic prenyltransferase DMATS type
Exons: 1
Coding region: 1-1389 (462 amino acids)
Biological process (GO): alkaloid metabolic process
Molecular function (GO): transferase activity, transferring alkyl or aryl (other than methyl) groups
Source: RefSeq, a predicted model, not a curated record
AUGACCAUUGAAAAGGCUGAGGGCUAUGCGUCCAAAGACACGCUGGCAAAAGAACCUUUCACUUCCCCCAAUUGCGCAACUUUCAACGUACUGGACCGAUACUAUGUCUUCACUGAUAGUCACCAGAGAGUCUGGUGGGAGAAGACCGGCCGACUGUUCGACAAAAUCUUAGCUUCGGCGGGCUAUAACCCUGCCCGGCGCCUAGAGGCUCUGAAAUUUUACAUCCAGGUCCUGAUACCGCUUCUGGGUCCCUACCCAUAUCAAUUUCGCAGCGCAAUUACCCGCAGUGGACUGCCACUAGAGUUCAGCGUCAACUACCAACAACGGGGAGACGUCGACCCUGUGGUUCGCAUCGGAUUCGAACCGGUCACUGCGGCGUCGGGAACAGAUAUUGACCCCUACAACCAAUUACCAGUUGUUGGUCUCUUGAACCAGCUUGAAAUACUGAAUAUACCUGGAUUCGACCCGUCACUGUUCCGAUAUUUCCUGGAUACUCAUACUGUCAAUGGCCAAGAGAAAGAGCUUCUCAAGGAGAAGAAGAUUGAAGGAAGCGAUCUAACCUCCCAGGCUGCUUUUGGGUUUGAUCUGAAGGAAAAAGCGAUUUCAGUCAAGGGUUACACAUUUCCCGCUAUCAAAUGCACUCUCAAUAAAAAAGGGUUUGGGAACUUCAUAGCUGAGUCAAUCCAGCCUCUCGCGGCGCAAAUGGGCCCCAUUUCCGCAUUUGAUAUGGUGAACUCGUAUUUGGAAGAGUCAAAUGGAUACAGCCAGUUUGCUUUCUGGUCCUUUGACUGUGUUGAUCCCGCUCGAUCGCGCCUCAAGCUCUAUAGCUCUCACAAUAGCGUUGUCUGGUCCAAGGUAGAGGAAAUAUGGACCCUAGGUGGGCGAGCCAACUCGACUGUUAUUCAACAGGGUCUUAAGUAUCUCAAGGAGCUUUGGGAGCUGACCAAGUUGUCCGAAGGGCAUCGUGAAUUUAACGGUGGCUUUGAUGACGGCGAAGACUCCACCGCAACCCCCAUGGUAUGGAAUUACGAGAUGAAAGCUGGCGAGGCUAUCCCUCUCACGAAGUUCUAUUUUCCAAUCCACGGCGAGAGUGACCAAGACGUCAUUGGUGGCCUGGCUCAUUUCUUGUCCCGUAUCGGGCUCUCCAAGUAUGGUGACAAUUACGAGGCGACAGUGCAGCACUAUUUGUAUGACCUCUCUACUUUCCCCAUCCUCUGUGGAAUGAAUCAGACUGCUAACUGUGAUAGUCCCGAAAGAGACCUUAGCAAAACCGCUCGCCUGACAUCGUGGAUUUCAUUCGCAUACACGGAGGCGACGGGGGUUUACCUGAGUGUAUACUACCAUUCCUCUGAUGAGUAUCCAUGGUCAAAACUAGAGGACAACAAUUAA